Ciona intestinalis (vase tunicate) is the source of this 818-nucleotide messenger RNA. NCBI's taxonomy places the organism in Eukaryota, Metazoa, Chordata, Ascidiacea, Phlebobranchia, Cionidae. The record is from RefSeq and is a predicted model, not a curated record.
AGGAUUAAAAUAGAAAUAUGUUUGCUGUUUGAUUAUGCUGAGUAAUAAUAAUGUCUAUGAUGCGAAUUAAACACCGGAAAGUUGACGAAGGCACGAGGAUUAUUGAAAUAGCUCGUGGUAGAAGUGGCUACGGAUUCACUUUAUCUGGCCAGGGUCCCAGCUUUGUGAGUUGGGUUGUGCAAGCAAGCCCUGCAGAACAAAUAGGAUUAACAGUUGGGGAUUAUGUAAUAUCUGUCAAUGGGAGCGACGUUUCAAAGUCAAACCAUGAAGAUGUUGUCCGGCUAAUCGGAAUAUCCACUGGUGCGUUGUUUCUAGGAGUUUGUAAAUCUUUGGACUUUCCAGCAACCAAAGAACAAGAUAAUUCAGACCACCUUGCACAAUUAUCAACUCUGAGGUCCCGCACGGCACCAAGCUUUAGCAGGACGGACAAAGUGCUUAAAGAUUUAUAUUCGGGUGAAAUAUUCAAGAAUAUGUCAACUAUCACACCAGAUAAGCAUACGACCCAGGUCUCAUCUGAUUUACCACCUCUACCUAGCAUGGUAAUGGUGCAAGCUGUAGUCGCUUAUCUUGGCACUGUGGAGAUACCGACGACACCAUCUACGAUACCUGAUGCAAGCCUUGAAGCUGUACGAGGAUGUGUGCAUAGGCUGAGGGUGGAACAGCAUAUUCACCAAAGAGUUUUGCUCAAGGUCACACAGUCAGGUGUGAAACUACUGAAUGCUGAUGGUGACAUCAUAGCAGUUUAUAAAUCAGAGAAACUAAGAUUUUGUUCUUUAUGUCCAGAGGAUGCGAGGUUCUUCUGUUUGGUUACUUCACAA